Molecule: messenger RNA, 1544 nt
Organism: Aphanomyces astaci
Lineage: Eukaryota; Oomycota; Saprolegniomycetes; Saprolegniales; Verrucalvaceae
Exons: 1
Coding region: 57-1544 (495 amino acids)
Source: RefSeq, a predicted model, not a curated record
ACGUGACACACAUCGCACGGAUGCUGCAAGGCCUUCUGUCGUAGUCCCCAACUGACAUGCGAGCAGUACAUACCAUCCUAGCCGCUGCGCUUCUGGCCGCUUGUGCCCCCAGCAGUGCCAGCUUCGGCGCCAUCGAGGAACUGUUCCCGUGCGAUGCACAAGACUGUCGUCCCAACGGCAGCAAUCCCAUCUCGACCGUCGAGUCGUGCCUCAAGGCGUGCAACGGUGGCAGUGCGAACGAAUGCAAAGAACAAUGCGUGUGCAGCGGUACCGCGCCAGGCUCGCAAUGCGCCGGCAUCUGCCGCAAGAACAAAUCGGAAGACGAAUGCGGGAAACCCGUCCGCCAAAAGUGCGCCGGUGCCGACCUAGUCUGUGACAAAUCGACGCAGUCGCCAGAACCGACCACGGCCAACCCCGCGACGACUGCGGCACCCACCACGAACUCUCCAACUACGGUCGUCGUCACGACGCCUGUGCCCACCACUGCCGAAGUCACGACGGUGGUCCCAGAAACGACCGCCGUUCCGUCGACCACUCUCCCCGUUACCACCGCGAUCCCCACCACCACCGCCGUUCCGUCGACCACUCUCCCUGUUACCACUGCGACCCCCACUACCACCGCGACCCCUACCACCACAACCACCCCGGCCCCCAACACCACAACCACCCCGGCCCCCAACACCACUACCACCCCGACCCCCAACACCACAACCACCCCGACCCCCAACACCACAACCACCCCGACCCCCAACACCACAAGCACUCCAGUUAACACUACUAUCCCAGUCACGACUCAUGUACCGACCUCGUCUCCCGCUCCGACUUCGACGUCAGCUGCACCCGUCACCACGACACCUGCACCCGUCACCACGACACCUGCACCCGUCACCACGACACCUGCACCUACGUCCUCGACUGCCCCAUCGUCCUCGGUGACCCCCACCGUCAGACCUAGCAGUGCUCCUGUGACCCCGUCCCCUUCUCCUCCUCCUGCAAGUACCCAGACCCCUUCAACCGACCCCUGCACCCCUGUGAGUGUCGUGGGAGAUGCAACCUAUUGCGUCGUGGGAGCUGCCUGUGGCGACACGGGGCGGUCUUGCCCAAAGAAGGGCGCCGUGACUACCAUUGACUGCGACAGGCACUUGGCCAGCUACGUCCAAGAUACCAACUCGUGCGUCGCUCGGUUCACGUCCGUGUGUCAACCCCUCCAUCGCGCCGGCGCGACCGUGUACGGAUGCAUGUUUGACCCGACUAUCGUCGACUCUGUCCCUCCUCCAUCCCCCACUCCGUCGCCGAGCCUCAAUCUAAAUGCCAACCCCCUUCCACCCUGCACGGAUGUGAGUGUAGUUGGCGAUGCCACGUACUGUAUUCCUGGCGACAUCUGCGGCGGCAACGGCACUAACUGCCCCAAGAAGGGUGACGUGACCACCAAGGACUGCCUCCGAAAGCUGCGCAGCUACAAAGACGCUGACCGAUGUGUCGCGCCGUCGGACGCGGUGUGCCGAAACAUCCACGGCAGCGUCCUCGGCUGCGUCUUCCCGUAG